Dendrobium catenatum is the source of this 3327-nucleotide messenger RNA. RefSeq lists its product as uncharacterized. Bases 165 to 698 code for a protein of 177 amino acids. The transcript is spliced from 3 exons. Lineage: Eukaryota; Viridiplantae; Streptophyta; Magnoliopsida; Asparagales; Orchidaceae. The record is from RefSeq and is a predicted model, not a curated record.
GUUUUUUUGGGAAUACCUUUUAUUAUUUUAGUUAUCUUUUCUGCCGUUUGUUCCACCACCGCCUCUUCUCCCCAACUUCGCUCUCUACAAAGCAAACAAGAUUUUAUUCUCUCUCCUAUUUUCUUCCCCUCUUUUAAACUUCUUCAAGUUCGCGGAGCGCUUCCAUGGCGGCAGCAAGUGAUCGCUUCUCGAUUCGUGAUUACGCGGCAAAGAUGAGGAUCGUUGACUUAGCAAAGUCAUGGCCGUUCAUCGGCGAAAAGGACGAAAAACCAUCGCUUCCACCGAUUUCAAUAUGCAGAUUCCGAUGGUGGACAGACGAGCUCAGCUCAGCAAGAUAUGCUGCUGAUGAGGCGGAAAUUAAAGCGGCAGAAGCGGAGAAAACAAAUGAAAAGCCAGUUGAAAUAAUCGAGCGUCACUUACCAAAUUCUCCACCAAUUGCGACUGCGGAGAAAACAACUGAAGAGGAGUAUUUGCGUCGUUCGACGAAAGUAAAGACUAGGAUGCCGAAGAAGCGAUCAAUAGUCGAGCUCUUUGCUUCCGCACCGCAGAUCGAGCCCGUGGAUCAGUCGAAUGGCAAUGAUGGAGACGGAGAGAAUAAAGAAGAAGAGGAGAAGGUGAUGAAGAGGAAGAGAAAGGGGAAACGAAUAAAAGGGGCGAUCAAGAUGGAGAUUCACGCUUUGAAAAAGGUUCGGAUUUAAAAUUUAGGGUGAGAUUCGAGGGAAUGUGGGGUAAGCUUAUUAGAUGAUCGCUGGAUUGUAAACAUCUUAUUUUUUGCUUUGUUUGCAUUGCAAUGAGAUGAUGUUAUGUAUUAUAGGUGACGUUAAGUUUCGUCUAUUGAUCAAACUUUAGUUUUGUUCGGUAAAUUUGGUUCACAGAUUAAUUCUAGGGGAAAUUUUUUGUUUGAUGAUACCCUCAUCGUUCGUUCUACUUUCCUAUAUAUUUCUUUAUCGUUAUUGGUUCAUCAAUCCAUGCCUUCCUAUAUUGGAAAUUUUUUUUACUAGCUAGUCUUACUUGCUUUAUACAUUCCUUCUACUAAUAAACAAACCUUGUUUAUCAAGGGCGAUAUAUGAAUGGGGAACUUCACCCCAAUGGCACCGCUAAUAUUGAUCUGCUGGUUUGGAUCUUUCACUGUCAAUUAAGAGAUUUUUGGUUUGAAUCAUGUCUUAGCUUAAGAUAGAAAAAUUUCAUCUUUUUUUUUCAUAAAAUUAACCAACGACAGGACCUACAUGUUAAUAUAAGAUGAAAAUACAAGGUCCUUAAGGGGGACCUUCAACUCACUAUUGCUCUAUAGAGCUACAAAAUAAAUUCAAAAUAAAAAACCUACAAACUAAAAAGUCCCCUCUAGAAAAAAAAUACAGGAAAACUCAUAAACAUGCUAGGGCCGCUAGGAGCUAGCACCCAAAAAAAAAAGAACCAGAUGAAGGAAAUUGGCAAAACCUUUCUCGCCCAAAAAAUCAGCUUGCAACUAGCACCAACAAGCCAAAAAAUCAUAAGACAAGGAAAAAUACAAACACAAACGGGCACAAAGCAAAUAUUAUAGAGAUUAACAUAAGCUUAAACAAGAAGGUUUAUGUCAUAGUAGAUAUGAUCAGAAACACUAAGAAGCCAAAUAUGAAGAAAAAUGACACCAAUGAACAUCAUCUUCUCAUUUCUGCAAGUGGUACAAAGGAUAUUGGUAGCCAACCUAGAGAUCAUAAAUUGGUUUAGGGCAGCAAAAUAAAUCAAUAAAUAAACAAAACCUUGAGACAAGUCGAUAAAAUAGCAAGACCAUUCUUCCGGGCUACAAUCUGACCAUACAAGUACAUACCAUUACUACCACAGAAACAACAUCAAUUCACCGAAACAAACCGCAGACAAUAACCAACAAUACUCCUGUUCAAAAGAAGAUUUUUAGAAGCUAGCACCAAACUAAAACACAGACUACAUAAAGAAACAUUGAAGCAGGGCCAAAAAUAGAAAUUGGCACAUAACAACAACAAAAAAUACCCAAUCAACCUAGAGCUCGAAAUAACCCAACAAACAUCACAUACUGAAAACAGCAGAGCCUCCCACAUCCUGGUAGAGAUACAUACCCAUAGAAAGGCGUUGAGAAGAGUGUCCAUAAAGACCACCAUAAAAUCACAAAAAUCCCCAAAAGAUAGCCAACAUAACCAAGCCAAGAAAACAACAAUGAUGAAAAUUGAAAGAAGCCACACAGAACAACCAAGAAACAGAAACUCUCACCAAAUAACGAGACAAAAGUAAGGCAAAGGUUAAACAUUCUAAAUACAAGGCAGGCUAGACUUAUCCAAAAUAAUAAUACCUUUCAGCAAGUGAGGUAAGUUCAUAGCAUUGAACUCUUGAAAUCCAAUAGGGUGACACCCAAACUUAGCCAUCCAAUCUGCAACAGAAUUAGCUUCCCGAUGAAUAUGAGAAGAAUCCAUUAAGGUAAUGUUUAAUUUUUCUAAAGGUAGAAAUUAUGUGGGCUCCCACGCAUGGACCACAUCAUUAAGAAUAUGAAUAAUAAGCAAAGCAUCCACUUCACUCUAGACAUUAAUUAACAAUUUGUAAUAUAUGACAUAGAUCUAAACCAUAAGAUAAUGCCAUAAGCUCGGCAGUAACAACAUUACAGAAAUUUAAAGGACCAGCAAAAAUAGCAAUAACAUUACAAAGAUGGUUCUUAAUGAUGCCAUCCUCAACAACAUCACUGGCACCAAUAGACCCAUCAUAAUUCAAAUUGCAAUAAAGAAUAGAAGGUUUAAUUAAUCCAUCUCACAAUGAAAUCCAUUUUAUCAGAAAGAUUAUUCUUGUUAUAAAUACCCAAAUCAAAAAUAAUAUACGGAAACUAGUAAAAAUUAGCGUCCAAAAUGAGAUUAACAGGCAAAAUUCGAUCAUAAUUUAGUGUUUUACUCAAAAAAGUUCCACUAAUUCGUCUUGAUUUUGCAGCUAGUUUUCUUGAUUGUAAAUUGUUAGGAAAGAUGCAAGCUUUCAAUCAGUCUUUUUAACGAGAAAGAAAAAAGCAUCAAUGUGCAUAAAAAGUGGAGUUAUAACUUUAAUUAAUACGAAUAUUUUCUAGGAGAGUUCAUCUGUGAAGUUGAACUUUAACUAAGUCACAAAAUCUAAAAUUGUUGAGGAUAUAUAGUGGAGUUUACUUCAACAUGUGAGCCUUUGUCAAAAGCUUUCAAAUUGUUGUAAUUGAUUAAACCUGAGGAAUUCCUAGUACCUAAGGCUUGUUCUUUAGAUGUUAGUGACUCAUUAAUUGCAUUCAGUUAACCAAAGGAAGCAUUUCAAUUAAAUCAUAUAAUUUUUUAGUUUCCUUGAUAGUUAAAUGUAUGUUAACCCUUAACU